Molecule: messenger RNA, 474 nt
Organism: Rotaria sp. Silwood2
Lineage: Eukaryota; Metazoa; Rotifera; Eurotatoria; Philodinida; Philodinidae
Source: the annotation of a GenBank genome assembly
AUGUUGAAAGUGGUUUCUUCAGCUUGGCGAGAUUCCAAAGAUCGAUUCGUUCCAUUAAAGAAUGUCUUCGUACAAGUAAAUAUUCAUUCAUUUGCUACUGAAGUCUGUAUCAAACAAGUAUUCAUCAAUAGUGAAGAAACAUUAAAUCUGAUAGAAGCAGUUUAUUGUUUUCCUAUUGAAGAACAAGCUGCUAUUUAUAGUUUUGAAGCUAAUUUGGAUGAUGGUCGAAAGAUACAAGCUCAAAUUAAAGAGAAGAAAACAGCACAACGUGAAUAUUUUAAGGUAUUAAAACAAGAGCAUGAAGCAUUUUUACUUGAACAAGAUGAAAAAUCAAAUGAUAUUUUUACCAUUAGCGUUGGUUCUCUUAAACCACAGUCAAAGUGUAAAAUUGAAAUUCAUUAUGUACAAGAACUUGAAUCAAUCAAUGAUGGCCAACGUGCACAAUUUGUUUUACCAACAACAAUUGCAUCUUGA